Rotaria sordida is the source of this 270-nucleotide messenger RNA. The record is from the annotation of a GenBank genome assembly. NCBI's taxonomy places the organism in Eukaryota, Metazoa, Rotifera, Eurotatoria, Philodinida, Philodinidae.
AUGUCAUCCAAAAAACGUAUGAGAAAUGAAUUACGUUAUUUGACAUUUAUUGCUCUUGAUACUGAUCGAUGUGAACUAGUUGUUGAAGAUCGUAGGAGAGCAUAUUGUGAUAAUUGUGAUAGUAAUGGACUUGAAAUAAGAGGAGGUGUAGGUCUAUUAAAAAGUGUAGAUGUUCGAAUACGAAUUAAUCGAAUAGUUAAAGAUGUUAUUUGUUUUCAUGAUGAAGAUUUUGAAAAAAUAGUUGAACGAUUAAAACUAGAUAUAUAUUAA